AUGGAAAUUUCUAGCUCAAUUGUGUUUGAUCGUGACUGUGAUUCUAGCUUAAUUGCUUUUGAUCGUGAUUGUGAUUCUAUUUUUCCUGCUGGAGUUGGUUUAGUCGACUCGUUUUCGCAACAAUUGGAAAAAAAGAAUGCUAUUUUAUUUGAGGAAGCAGCUAGUUCUGAAUUUUAUGGGAAACAAUUUCCUUCUGAAGAUGUGGCUUAUGAAAUGUUUAAUGAAUAUGCAUUUAGAAAGGGCUUUGGAAUUAAAAUUGGAAAAAGUAAGAGGCGAAGAGAUGAUACAUUCUCUAUGAAAAGAUUUGUUUGUACAAAUGAGGGUUUUAAAGAUGAUAAGUGCAGGAAUAAUAGGCUGUAUGAGAGACUUAACAUAAGGACUGGUUGCUUAGCUUUUGUGCAGUUUAGUAUUGACCGUUCAGGUGUAUAUACAUGUACAAGACAUGAGAUGGUUCAUAAUCAUGAAAUGAUUCCUGUUGACAAGAGACAUUUAAUAAGGUCUCAAAGGGAUAUUUCUAAGGAACGUAUUAAUUUCAUUUCUACACUUAGAUUGAGUGGAGUUAAAGUUUCUGAUUCUUUGAGAGCUUUGAAUAAGGAGGUUGGAGGGUCUCCUAACCUUUGUUUUACAGCUCCUGAUGCUUAUAAUGCUAAUUCUGUUGAAAAGACAGCUAAACUUGGGGGAGGUGACAGCAAUCAACUAAUCAAAUUUUUUGCUAAGAGACAAAUUGAUGAAGCAGAUUUCUAUUAUGAUUUUGAACAAGAUGAAUAUGGUGCAUUGGUUAAUUUCUUUUGGAGAGAUGGAAGGAUGAUGAGAGAUUAUCAUUACUUUGGUGAUUUGUUAGUUUUUGAUACUACUUAUAGGACUAACAAAUAUGGUAUGAUUUGUGCUCCAUUUGUGGGUAUGAAUCAUCAUGCAAAUAAUGUGAUGUUUGGCAUGGGAUUUAUACUUAAUGAAAGAACAGAAUCAUUUGAGUGGUUAUUUGAUACUUUUCUAACUUCUAUGGGAAGGAGAAGUCCUAUUACUAUUAUGACUGAUCAAGCUCAAGCAAUUGCAGCUGGGAUAAGAAAUAUUUUCCCCAAAGGUGUUCAUCAUAGAUUAUGUGUGUGGCAUAUUGAACAAAAUUCUAAGAAACACAUUGGGGCGUUGAGAGCUUUGGAUGGUUUCACUGAUUUAUUUGGUUAUUUACUGAAGUAUUGUGAAACUCCACCAGAAUUUGAGCAUUAUUGGAAAAGAAUGUUGUUGAAAUAUGACUGUGCAAAUGUUGAUUGGUUGAAUGAUUUGUAUAAAAUCAAAGAGAUGUGGUGUCCAGCUUUUUCAAAGAAAUUUUGGUCAGGAGGUGUGCUUUCAUCUCAACGUAGUGAGACAACUAACAAAUCAGUUUCUCAAAGGCUUAACAAGACACAAGGUCUAUGUGAUUUCUAUCAAGUGUUUCUCGAUGUGGUUCAAGAGUGGAGAAGCAAAGAAAAAGGGAGAGAUUAUAAUACAAUCAGAGGUAAUCGUCAUUUGGCCUUUGCAUACAUUGGGAUUCUUGUUCAUGCUAGAUCAUUGUAUACUAUUCAAGCUUGUGUGCUUUUUGAGGAAGAGUUCAUUAAGGUUACUGCUUGUGAUCAUAAGGAUGCUGGUGUGAAUUUUCCUGAAUAUUAUUAUCAUUUGUGGAGACCUGGGAAAGAUAUGAUCAAGCACGAGGUUGUUUUUAAUAAAGAAACACAUGCAAUAUGUUGUACAUGCAUGUUGUUUAGUGAAAUGGGUUUGCUUUGUUGUCAUGCUCUUCGAAUUUAUCAUAUGAAUUGUGUUCAUAAGAUUCCAGAUAACUAUAUAUGUAAGAGGUGGACUAAGGCUGCUAUGUGUAGUCAUGGCCUUGAUGAACCUACAAUGAAAACCAAUGUAGUAUCUACAAGUGUUUGGAGGACACAAACACUAAGGAAAUUUGUUAAGUUGGUAUUGAAAUUGUUGAUCAUGAAGUUAAGAAUCCGGCAAAAUCAAGACCUAUUGGAAAGAGGAAUUAUAGGCCUAAGAGUAAUUUAG
Chenopodium quinoa (quinoa) is the source of this 2025-nucleotide messenger RNA. Its product is annotated as protein FAR1-RELATED SEQUENCE 5-like. The transcript has 4 exons. Gene Ontology annotation, molecular function: zinc ion binding. The record is from RefSeq and is a predicted model, not a curated record. Lineage: Eukaryota; Viridiplantae; Streptophyta; Magnoliopsida; Caryophyllales; Amaranthaceae. Gene Ontology annotation, biological process: regulation of DNA-templated transcription. The coding region runs from base 1 to 2025 and encodes 674 amino acids.